Molecule: messenger RNA, 8569 nt
Organism: Xyrichtys novacula (pearly razorfish)
Lineage: Eukaryota; Metazoa; Chordata; Actinopteri; Labriformes; Labridae
Source: the annotation of a GenBank genome assembly
AUGACAUCCACGGCAGGUCGUCUGGCCCAUCAGCAGCAGAGACAGCGGGGCAUCGGCACCAAGCAGCACGCUGUGAAGUUCUCCCAGCAGGAUUAUGAGAGUCUGAGGCAGCAGUGUCUGGAGAGUGGACGUCUCUUUGAGGACCCAUGCUUCCCAGCCGAGCGGAGAUCUCUGGGCUACGACAAACUGGGGCCGUACUCGCCCCUGACCAGGAGUGUUGUCUGGAAAAGACCUACAGUAAGUCACUCAGAACUCAGAACUCAGAAGGGGUUUUAUUGCCAUUGUCGAUGAACAGGAUUCACAGACUAGGAAUUUGUUUUGGCAUCUUUUGUUUCCAUCACACAGCGAUGGAAACAAAAGAUGACACCAGAGAAAUGUCAGAUAGUUUGGGAUCUUCCUCCUGCUGUACAUGUAUAAUUUUUUGUAAGAUAACUGCAUGCAACAUGCACUAAGUUUGCAUCAGGGUUAGAGAAAAAAGGUUGUUUUUUUUAAUCUUUCCCUUAACUAUCAGGUGAGAAUUGUUUUUACUUUAUUCACCUGUGCAAUCUUCUAACUUUGCAUGAAUUUUAGCAGUCUGUCUCACCUGUGAUCUUCGUUUGAGCUGCUGUGUGAUUAAAACAAAGCUGAUUUACAUAAGAAAGGUUAAACAAAUAGUCUGAAGCUGCUUUGAUAUAGAAGAUUUGAAACUAAGAAGAACCUGAGCGACCAAAUAGAGGACGGUAAAGAUUAAAUAGGCAAUGAACACAUGAAACAAAAGGACAUAACCGCCAGCCAAAAAGAGUUCAACCCUCCCAGGUUGUGUAAAAACCAUAAACUGAGACAUCUGUCCAGUAUCAAGAAUAUUUUUAUACCCCUGAGGUGGAGAGAGCAGAGAUUUAUCUUUGUGUCUUUUAAUUUACAAUAAUUACAAUAUGAUAGAUAAAUGCUCGCGACAAAUAGAGUCUCCAUAAAGAUUCUAUGAACUACAUGGGUGUGGCAUUUCAAAGAGGUUUCAAGUACGGAAGCCCUGAGGGUCAAAUGCAUUAACAUUAACAUUAUAAAAAAAAAACGCCCUCUGUGUUUGCUGAUGCGCUUUACAUCAAAAACAAUCUAACGUAAGAAAAACACCUUCUGUUUAUUCCUGACACUUCUUGAUCACCGACCAAUCAGGAUCAAAACGGGGCGGGACUUCUGACAAGUUCUUAGUCAGCCACACUUGUCUGUUGAAUGGAUUCUUGUUUUAAUUCUCAAUAACUGUACAACACUCAUCGAACUAUCAGGUUCCUGGGUGUCAGAGUUUCAUAAGAGUUAACAACUCAUCAAUACUUCAACGUUUCCCGGCUCAUACAACAGAAAGUCAUUAAAUUUUAAGGCUGCACUCAGAACUGAAUAAUGUUCACCUCUUUUCUGUGUUUGUUUCCUUUUUUUAGGAGCUGUGUUCAGACCCAAAGUUCACUGAUAAGGGAGCCACAAGGUUGGACAUUUGCCAAGGAGCUCUGGGUAAGACAGAAAAAAACACAGACAGAUGAAUAACGAGGUUAUCUUUGCUUUUAACCACAGAAUCUCUAAGCCAAACCCUCUUUCUAUCUUCCUUCACACUUCAGAAGUUACCUCAGAGACUGUUUGUUUGCAGCACCAUGAUGAACGCCACAUUUUACCCUGUCUAAAGGAUUAACUCUGCUCCACCUGUACAGGUGACUGCUGGCUCCUGGCUGCUAUAUCGUCUUUGACUUUGGACCAGCGGAUCCUGGCUCGGGUGGUUCCUCCUGGACAGAGUUUCACUGAAGGUUAUGCCGGGAUUUUUCACUUCCAGGUCAGACAGAGAGCUCUGAUGAUGAGAGCUGUUUUCUAACUAAAACUGAUUUGUUUUUCAUGCAACGACUAAUCAAAAUAAAGUUUUUAUUUCAGUGAAAACUUGCAAACUAUUAAAGAAAGUCUAAAAUACUCAAGUAUACAUUUAAGGCCUCAUAAGACAAGAAUUGUAACACCAUCAUUGCUAAAAAGGCCCACACAAAAAUGUUAAUAACUCCUGAACCUCGAUGGAUAAAGUUUUUUCUUAUGACGCUUUUUGUCACCAGCUGAUCAGAAUAACAGAUAUGAUAUUUACAUCGUCAGCGUUGCCUGCAGAUGAUUUGACUCCCCGUGCUCUGUAAAGUCUUUGGAUUUUGAGUUUAUCUAUUGUUGUUUUUUCCCCGUAGUUCUGGCAGUUUGGUGAGUGGGUGGAUGUGGUGGUGGACGACCGCCUGCCGACCAAAGAUGGAGAGCUGCUGUUUGUCCACUCAGCAGAGGGCUCUGAGUUCUGGAGCGCCCUGCUGGAGAAGGCCUACGCUAAGUAUGGACCAUCCUUGUCUAUUUUUUGUUAAGUUUAAAUAUCAGCUGUGUGAAAAUAUCUGUGUGUGUGUGUGUGUGUGUGUGUGUGUGUGUGUGUGUGUGUGUGUGUGUGUGUGUGUGUGUGUGUGUGUGUGUGUGUGUGUGUGGAUGACAGGGUAAACAGCUGCUACGAGGCCCUGACAGGAGGACAAUCAGUCGAGGGUUUUGAGGAUUUCACAGGAGGGAUCGCAGAAGUUUACGAGUUAUUGGAAAUUCCACCAAAGCUUUUCCACAUCAUGCAGAGAGCCCUGAAGCUCGGCUCAAUGCUGGGCUGCAGUAUCAGUGUAAGGCUUAUUUUCAAACUGGUAUGCAAAAAAAAAACACCCACAGUCACACAGGUCUGAUAUCUGUAUCUUUAAAUCUGCGUUUUGGAUGUUUUCAGACCUCUGGUUUUCAUGUGGAGUCUGUGACAGCUCGUAAACUUGUCAGAGGUCAUGCAUACUCAGUCACCGGUGCAGAAGAGGUACCACCUCAUCCUAACAUUAAAUAUUUUGCUGUCCUGUCUUGAUAAUUUAAUGUCAAUCACAAUGCAAACUCCUUCCCUUUUCUCUAAGGUUGAUUUUAAAGGUGAGCCGAUUCAGCUGAUCCGUGUUAGAAACCCCUGGGGAGAGGUGGAGUGGACCGGGCCGUGGAGUGAUGGGUAAAUAAUGACAAGGUCCCAUUAUCACAUACUUAAUGAUAAUUUUUGUGACUUUCUUUUAAGAAUAUUUAAAUAAUUAUAAAUCCAAAUCAGAUCCAGAGAGUGGGAUUAUGUCAGUGAGGGGGACAAAGCAAAGCUGAACCAUGUGGCUGAAGAUGGAGAGUUCUGGUGAGUCACUUUUCUUAAAACUUUCACUCAUAUUGAGGUUAAUAUUUUCCUUGGUUUGGUCUUUGUACGGUAAAGCUUUGUAAUACUGAGUACCAUCGAAAAUAAACACAAUUCUUUGUAGAGAUAGUGUUCAUAAAUCCCACAAAAACCAAACACGUUUUUACAGCUCAGUUUUUCACCCAACAAAUGAAGGGCUGUGCUGCCAUCUGGUGGUGAAAAUACGUCACGACAAGCAAAUCUAAAAUAUACUGAGAAACAUCUUAUAGUUUACACUCAGCAAAUUACAAUUCAACAGACUUUCCAGACAUUUAACAUUUCACACCUGCAACACGGGACAAGAGCAGAAACCCACAGUAAAUCACGGAGGACGAAAAACCGGUCAGUCGUCUGUUCCCGCGCGACUCAAUGGCUGAACGUAACAGGCACGUACGCCGCUUAGCCGUUAGCAGCUAGCUUACCGGUUCUCUAUCUCAUAUUUAAUGAAAUUCCAUUCAGAGCAAAAAAAACACUGAUUUAUACAAAUAUAUCAUCAGAUAAACAUCGUGAGCAAUAUAAACUACAGUUCUGAAUCAGUUUAUAUCCACAGGAACAGAGUACAGACUUACCACAGUAUCAAAACUUUCAUGUUUGUGACAUUAGCAAAAACGCAUAGUAGGGGAGACCGGGGCUUGUUGUCACACUGCAAUUAUUAUCUUUGGCAACAGAGGGUGCAACUAAAAAGUGGAAUACUAGUUUUUUUCCUUUACAUGGUCAGGGGUCAUGUCCUACCUAAGAGAAGAGCACAUUGUGAGCUGAGAUGAACGCCAAUUCACCAUUUCACACAACCCAAAGUAAAAAAAUUAACUUUAUAUAUUUUAAGAUAAGCUUCUUCCAGAUAAAAAUCCUAGCAGUGAAACGUGGACUUGUUCGAGGAGAGAUUAAGUCAUCCUGUUAUACCUCAGUCAUUGUUCUGUUUUAAGCUAAGCUAAGCUUGAGCUUUAAUUAGCAAACAUAGUUGUUUGGGGCAACAUGUCUCAGUCAUUUUGGGGUUAGUUACCACAUGUUUAAAAGGGAUUAACUUUGGUCUUUCAUCUGGUACACAUUUUGUUUCUAUAUGAUGUAUUGAUACCAAGAAAUAUAUAAGAAUGUAAAUGCGCUGUGUGACAGAGUACAAUACAGUUUUCCUCUGUGGACUUUAAAAUAAAAGGCAAACAACAAAUGAACGAUGGUGUCAGUCCUGAGUGCAAUGAGAAUUUCACAGUAAGCAUUAGUGAAAUAUUUGCAUUGCUUCACAUAGGCCUUUAAUAGUGUGUGUUACAGAAAUGUCCAUGUAAACUGUCCUGUUGAUGUAUAAUGCGAGAUAGUCUUUAAGAGAGUAUAUAACUGUCUUUCUUUCAGGAUGUCCUUUUCAGAUUUCACCAAGCAGUUCUCAGAGCUGCAGAUCUGUAACCUGACCCCAGACACCUUCCUGAGUGAUGAUGUGGGUCACUGGAAUGAGUACCAGUUUGAGGGGAUAUGGAGGGUCGGCUCCACAGCUGGAGGCUGCCGCAACAACCGAGGUAAGAUUAAUAUAAGGUCUAUUCAAGGUCAAGGGUAUUAUAAUAACAAUACUAUCCUGAAAUAAGAGUGAAACUGUUCUGUGUUCCAGCCACGUUUUCAUCCAACCCUCAGUUUGUGGUGCGUCUGGAGGACGUGGACGAUGAUCCUCUGGACGACGAGGAGGGCUGCACCUUCCUGGUUGGGCUAAUGCAGAAAGAUAGACGCAGAGAAAUGAGGAAUCGCCGCAGCUUUGAGAUGAUUGGCUUUUCUAUCUAUAAGGUGUCCCAGUAUAGUUUCAGAGUUCAUCCUCAAAAUCAGUCCUUUAUCUGUGAUAUUUUUUAAAGUGACUUUUAACAACUCGUCCCCUUUUUCCCGUUACACAGGUCCCGGAUCAGGUGUGUGAUGAAACCUCUACAUCCCCAAAAUUAAACUUUUACCUAAAACUUGAACUAUAAAUCCCCAUUUUGAUAAUAAAUGUUUUUUUAUUUCUGUUUUUCUUCAGCUGAAGGGCCACAGUAACGUCCAUCUGGGACCUGAAAUCCUGCUGCACCAGCUCUCUGUGGCCUCAGUCAAGACCUUCGUCAACAAGAGGGAAGUGUGCCAGCGCUUUAAACUUCCCCCAGGAGAAUAUGCCAUAAUUCCCUCCACCUUCGAGCCUCAUAGAAACUGCAGCUUUGUCCUCAGAGUGUUUUCAGAGAAAAAGGCGGCAACCAGGUACCUGUAAUCAAAUACCAAAGUCCCACCCAACCCCCUACUAUUAUACAACAUCUACACAAGUGUAUGCCAACUGUUACUCAUUGUUAACAUCAAAUUAUACUGAGAUUGUGCUCUGAAAGAUGUCCAAAACACCUGUGACUAGGUUGUAAAUAUAUUCAUUUGCAUUCACACAAAUCAAUUGGUGUAUUUCCACCUCUUGUACUUGGUUCUUCUUUCUCCUGUCAUUAUUGUCUGCAUUGUCAACAACGUCCACCUCCUUGUUUUGCCAGUGAGAAUCAGGCACAUUAGUGUACGGGCAUAAGGAUCAUUUUCUAAAAGCUGCUUCUUAAAGUUCCUCCUCUAAAGUUCCUGUACUUUAACUACCAACUCUAGAACGAAGAGAUUUUCUGUAAAGUCUGGUCAUGCACAAAUCUAACACUGGGAAAUUGGAACUUUUGGUCUCAGAACCAAAUAUUUUAUAGAGAUGAAAAGGUUUUGGCAGCACAUUGCUAUCUGCAGAAGACUUAUCAUGACUCAGGAGAUGACCCUGUUGUAUGGAUGUCUUUCUUCUGGAUACUGCAGGUACUUAACCAGAACUUUUUAGGGUUAGAACCAAGUCCCCUGAUUUUUAUCCAAACCUUUGUCUGAGCCACAUAAAUGCAAUGAGUGUCUCUGGAAGGAUUCCUUUGAUAGAAAUGUGUCAAGAAUGGCUCAGAGCAAGAGGACACAAAGGCAGACACUGAAGCAGAGGUCUAAAAAAGGGUUUAAUCAAAACCAGACAGAGGUCGGUACACGAGAGAUCAAUCCAGACAGGCAGAGAUAUCAAAAUCAGCAGGCAAAAAAGGCAACGUCCAAAAACAAGCAAGGUUCAGAACAUGAGAGGCUACAACUGUGAAGAAAGAGGAUUAUAAAGUGCAACAAACUGGCAACAAGACAGUGAGAGACAUGGGGUUAAAUACAAAAGGUAAUGAGGGCUGAUGAGGCACAGGUGAGGAGAAACAAUCAGGGAGCAGGUGUGACAGGACGGGGGCAAGGCAGACAGGAAGUAGAACAAGAACACAGAGACAAGGGUUAGAGAUUUCAAAAUAAAACAGGAAAGACAAACCAAACAUGAAUGUGCAAAAAAUAAAGACGACUUAACAGACAUGACAAAAUGAUUAUGCAUCAACUCAAAACUAAAGCGUCGUUUCCACCUGAAGAACCUAGAACUUUUAGUCUGAAGAUAUGAUUUUCAAGUCACAAAAAGGUUCGAUUUAAGUCUGAUGAUGGUUAGAAAAUUAUUCUGCUCGUGUGCAGUAAAUCCAAGUUUACAUGUUAGUUUCUCACAUACUGAACUUGUGCUUUUUAUCACAUUUUUCAGCCCAUUGGAGGAGGACAUUGAUGCUGAUAUAAAAGAGGUCAGAAAAUAGACAAAAAGAUGCAGACACUCUUUCUUUUCUUUCUUUCUUUCAAGAUUAACAUGAUUUGACAUAAAGUGGCUAAUCUGAGUCUUUCUCUCUCAGGAAGAGGAGAUAUCUGAGAGUGAAAUAGACCCUAAUUUCAAGUACCUCUUCCAACAGGUUGCUGGAAAUGUAAGUAAACAAUGAGAGAGCUGGAAAUUUAUUCACAUUGUCAGUUUAAACUCUAAUCCUGUUUCCCUUUUUAAAACAGGACAAAGAGGUUUCGGCGUCUGAACUGGUUAGGGUUUUGAACAACGCUGUCCGUCAGAGUGAGUAGAAAUAACUGAUGCAUGUGUUGACCUUUAAUCAAACUGGAGCUCAUUUGUUUUGUUGUCCGUCUCACAGGAUCUGAUGUCAAGACAGACGGGUUCAGCCUGCAGACAGGUCACCUCAUUGUCAGCCUGCUGGAUGUAUCCUCUUAUUUGUAUAUGAUCAAAAUUCAGCAGCACUGUCGUCAUAAUCUGUAUGAUAAAUAAGCCAGUGCAAUAAACAGGUCCGCAUGUUUAAUUCUGCUGUGGACUUUCACAUAUUAAUACAGGGCUCUAUUGGGAUUGACUCACUGACCUCAAGUGGUCGCUGGAGGAACUGCAGUUUUUGGCACUCUUUCAUUGGCUUCAUUACAACUGUAGAAUAAAGAUUAAAUAAGCUUUUUUUAAAACCUUAAUCGUCCUCAGAAAGAUGAAAGUGACAAACUGGGACUGAUGGAGUUCCACCUGCUUUGGGGCAAAAUCCAAAAAUACCUGGUGAGUUCUCAUCUUUAAGUGGUUUGUUGUCCAUUUUUAACACCUGUUUGUGCUUGAUAAUGUAACACGUGGAUACCUGGGUCUUAUAGGAGAUCUUCAGGAACCAUGACUCAGACAAUUCAGGCACCAUGAGCUCCCACGAGAUGAGAGGAGCUGCGACUGAAGCAGGUAACUGACCUCAUCGAUUUGCAACAGGUUGGUAACACAACUGAUAAAAGAUGAAGCCUGUUUAAGAUAGACCAGGGGGAGUGGAAAACUGCUCCUAAUUAUAAUCAUUUUUAAAAAAAAGUUCUCUGAUGAUUUGUAAACAUUGUUCUGAACUUUGUUGUGCAUUUUGAGGAAACAUCUGAGCAGAAUUACAGAUGGUUUUAAUUGUUUUUGUUGAGUCUGUGUGUGAAACAUGAAGCUGGUUUUUGGUUGACUGGAUAAUCCAGUUUGAGGACUCCCUCCUCCUGCUCUGCUCGUAGCUCAAUGUACACCUCACCAAAGGAGGAGAACAAGCAUGGGCGAGGCGGUGUAACUCAACUCUUCUAUUGUCAGUCACACGCUUUAAAAACUGAACCUCCCCAGGAUCAGAAAUAAUCUCCUGACCGUACGAGCUGAAAGAAAAAGACGUGGAGUGACUCAUGGUUGUUUUUCUUCUCCAGGUUUCCACAUCAACAGUGAGGUCCUGCAGACCAUUGUCAGCCGCUACGCUGAUGCUCAGUACGCCAUAGACUUCGACAGCUUUGUGGGCUGUCUUAUUAAACUGGAGAUGCUGUUCAGUGAGUGUCAGCAAACACAGAAUAACCUCACUGAAUCGAACACCGAUCUGUGUGAUCUGAGUUUCUUUCUCUGUCUCCAUCAGAAAUGUUCAAAGCUCUGGAAAAAGAAGACUCUGGGAAGAUUGAGCUGGAUCUGCAGCAGGUGUGUGUGAGACUACAACAAGCUCCGGGUUUGUCUGCACUUCUGCUUUGCACAGAUAAUUAAAAAAUGUUUUCUUCCUCUUGCAGUGGCUGUGCUUGGCCAUCAUCUAA